Drosophila sechellia is the source of this 6522-nucleotide messenger RNA. It is a transcript of the gene CASK, whose product is annotated as peripheral plasma membrane protein CASK. Lineage: Eukaryota; Metazoa; Arthropoda; Insecta; Diptera; Drosophilidae. Bases 515 to 3241 code for a protein of 908 amino acids. Gene Ontology annotation, molecular function: protein binding; ATP binding; protein kinase activity. The transcript is spliced from 19 exons. Gene Ontology annotation, biological process: protein phosphorylation. The record is from RefSeq and is a predicted model, not a curated record.
UCAGUUGCAACCAGUUCUUCGCCAAUCAAUUCCUCACGGGCCGUGUUUGUUUUAAGUUAAAAUUAGUAAAUUACCCAAUGCAAUCAGCUUGCCAGGCGAUUCCGUGGUGCGCACCUAGACAAUCGAGUGCUAAUGCGAUUCGUUGAAAUGCCAAAAACCAGCGGCCGUUGAAAAAUCGCUGCCAAAUCGCGCAAAAUGCAUUUUUAACAUCAGCAGCUACGAAAACAGCAACAGCAUUAGCGGCAACAACGAAUCAACGAUUACAGCAACAAUACCAUUAACAACAAAUCAUCAGAAGAAACCGAAGGAAAACGCUCAAAGUCUUGGAGUUGCUCACUGGCCGCUUAGUUUUUUGUUUAUUUUUUAUGUUCGUUUUUGGAGGGCAGUAGGCGACGGGCAAAAGGAGAAGGGAGAAGGGGGAAAAGGAAAAGCGCCGGACACGAAAAACAGGACACAACUCAUCUAUAUUCGAAAAAGCAAUUGAGUCGAGGCAUCAAUUCAUCAAUUAUUCAAAAUGACCGAAGACGAAAUUCUCUUUGACGACGUCUACGAGCUGUGCGAGGUCAUUGGCAAAGGACCUUUCUCCAUCGUAAGGCGAUGCAUACACAGGGAGUCCAAUCAGCAGUUCGCCGUCAAAAUCGUUGAUGUGGCCAAGUUCACAGCGAGUCCUGGACUGAGCACAGCGGAUCUGAAGCGCGAGGCCACAAUAUGUCACAUGUUAAAGCAUCCGCACAUUGUGGAGCUGCUGGAGACGUACAGUUCCGAGGGAAUGCUUUACAUGGUCUUCGAGUUCAUGGAGGGCUCCGACUUGUGCUUCGAGGUUGUGCGGCGUGCUGUUGCCGGUUUUGUCUACAGCGAGGCGGUUGCUUGUCACUAUAUGCGGCAAAUCCUGGAGGCACUGCGCUAUUGUCACGAGAACGACAUACUGCACAGGGAUGUGCGUCCCGCCUGCGCUCUCCUCGCCACCGUCGACAACUCGGCGCCGGUGAAACUUGGCGGCUUCGGAUCGGCCAUUCAGUUGCCCGGCACCCGGGAAACCAUAGAAACACACGGACGGGUAGGAUGUCCGCAUUAUAUGGCGCCAGAGGUGGUGACCAGGCGGCUUUACGGCAAAGGCUGCGAUGUUUGGGGUGCCGGAGUGAUGCUGCACGUCCUGCUUUCGGGCAGAUUGCCCUUCCUGGGAUCCGGAGUGAGGUUGCAACAGUCAAUAGCUCGCGGUCGGUUAUCGUUUGAAGCACCGGAGUGGAAAUCAAUCUCGGCGAACGCCAAGGACUUAGUCAUGAAAAUGCUGGCCGCCAAUCCACAUCACAGACUCUCCAUCACCGAGGUGCUGGAUCAUCCAUGGAUACGGGACCGUGACAAACUACAGCGCACUCACCUGGCGGACACGGUGGAGGAAUUGAAGCGCUACAAUGCUCGGCGCAAGCUAAAGGGUGCUGUGCAGGCCAUUGCAGGAGGCACCAACAUGGAUCCGCUAUACGCCACCGAUGCGGACAUGCCCAUAACCGGCGCCACGGACGAGUGGGCCGACGAGGAGGCGGGCAUUGAGGCAGUGCAGCGCAUCUUGGACUGUCUGGACGACAUAUACUCGCUGCAGGACGCACACGUUGACGCCGAUGUGCUGCGGGACAUGCUGCGCGACAACAGGCUGCACCAGUUUCUCCAGCUAUUCGACAGGAUCGCAGCGACAGUGGUGACCAGCAACGGCAGAGCACCGGCUGCCGAGGCCGUAGGCCGAUGUCGCGAUGUCCUGGAGCUGCUCUCAUCGACGUCCGGUGGCAACUCACUGGGCGGCAAGUAUGCCAAGGACGAGCUGUUGCAGCUACUGGCCGCCCCCCACAUGCAGGCUCUGCUCCAUAGCCACGAUGUGGUGGCCCGGGAUGUCUACGGGGAGGAGGCGCUGCGCGUCACCCCGCCCCCGAUGGUGCCCUACCUCAAUGGCGACGAGCUGGACAACGUCGAGGGUGGCGAACUGCAGCAUGUGACCCGGGUGCGACUGGUGCAGUUCCAAAAGAACACGGACGAGCCCAUGGGCAUCACACUGAAGAUGACCGAGGAUGGGCGGUGCAUUGUGGCCAGGAUUAUGCACGGCGGGAUGAUUCAUCGCCAGGCCACGCUGCACGUGGGCGACGAGAUACGAGAGAUCAACGGCCAGCCGGUGCAGCACCAGUCGGUUGGCCAAUUGCAACGAAUGCUGCGCGAGGCACGCGGUUCUGUUACCUUCAAGAUAGUUCCUUCGUACCGCAGCGCUCCGCCCCCCUGCGAGCUUUUCAGGAUCAGACCCGCUCCGGUGCUUAUAUUCGUGCGCGCCCAAUUCGAUUAUAAUCCGCUGGAUGAUGAGCUUAUACCCUGCGCCCAGGCGGGCAUAUCGUUCCAAGUGGGCGACAUACUGCAGAUCAUUAGCAAGGACGAUCAUCACUGGUGGCAGGCGCGAUUGGACACGGUGGGCGGAUCGGCCGGACUGAUACCGUCGCCAGAACUGCAGGAGUGGCGGAUCGCCUGCCAGACGGUCGACAAGACCAAGCAGGAGCAGGUUAACUGCUCCAUCUUCGGGCGCAAGAAGAAGCAAUGCCGGGACAAAUAUCUGGCCAAGCACAAUGCCAUCUUCGACACGCUCGAUGUGGUCACGUACGAGGAGGUUGUCAAGGUGCCAGUUGGCGACCCGAACUUUCAGCGCAAAACGUUGGUGCUCUUGGGUGCUCAUGGGGUGGGCAGGCGACACAUCAAGAACACCUUGAUAUCGAAGUACCCCGACAAGUACGCCUAUCCCAUACCACAUACAACGAGACCUGCCAAACCCGAGGAGGAGAACGGACGCAGCUAUUACUUUGUCUCGCACGAUGAAAUGAUGGCGGACAUCGGUGCGAAUGAGUACUUGGAAUACGGCACCCACGAGGAUGCCAUGUAUGGUACCAAGUUGGACACCAUCCGACGGAUUCACACCGAGGGCAAGAUGGCCAUAUUGGAUGUGGAGCCGCAGGCACUGAAGAUACUCCGCACCGCCGAGUUCACGCCCUAUGUCGUGUUUAUAGCGGCGCCCUCACUGCAGAACAUAGCAGAUUACGACGGCAGCCUGGAGCGACUGGCCAAGGAGUCGGAGAUGCUGCGCCAGCUAUACGGUCACUUCUUCGAUCUGACGAUUGUGAACAACGACAUUAGCGAGACGAUUGCCACGCUGGAGACGGCCAUCGACCGGGUGCACACCACCCCGCAGUGGGUGCCCGUAUCCUGGCUGUACUGACAAGACAGCGAACUGGAAUGCCCCGACUGCCUCGAGGGCUGUGAAUGCGAGUGGGAAGCCUACACACAGGCCUCCAACGUAGCCCUAUACUGAGGCACAGAUGCAGAUGCGCACGACGAUGCAGAUACACGCCACAUCACCACACCACCACACCAUUAAAGUAUUACCAAGGCACAAGCAACAGCAACUGAAGAAGCAACACAGCAACCACUACGAGAGAUGACAGUCAGGACUGGAGGAUAGAAGGCGCCUGGCGCCGAGCUAUAUAAUUUAAGAAUAAAUGGGUAUUAUGGGAACUGCGGUCGCAACGCAAUGACAAAAGUGUAUGUUAAACGACAAACAACCAUUUGUAUUUGCCUCCUAUUUGUUUUCUGUUUUAACAGUAUGUUUAAUUUGUAUUAAUUUUAAUCGAUUGUAUUUGCCAUUCCAUGCUCAAUGUGUUACAUUUUACGAUUAUUGUUUUGUUGUAUUUGUUUUAUUCAGCAUUUAGUCAAAACAGCAUUAAACGCUUAUGUAAAUCUUGCACUUGUUAGUGUCUAAGUUAACUGGAGUUAGACAAAUCGAAACCGAAGCACUCCAAAUUGUUUUUACCUAAUGAUUAUUUCCGGUAAGAGUCUUGUGUGCAGGUAGGGCGUCGAACGAGUUAGUAAAUUAUAGAAAAACUACGUAAUUAAAUAUAAUUAAACAUAGACACAAGGAGACACAACAGCAAAAAGAACACGAAGAACAGAAAAAAAUAAACAAAUUACGAUGUGAGCAAUUUCAAGUGUUUCAAGCCAAGUAAGAACUAAUUAAUAACAUAUGGAACAUCAACUGAAGACAGUGGUGAAGCAAAGUGCACGUUUUAAAUGCAAUAAAAAGAAAGGUAACAGAAAAACAAAAAAUAUAAUUAAUUCAGAUCACAACACUUACACACGGAGGAAAAAGGAAAAAAAAAACAUAUAAAACCAAAAUACCAAAUUGUUGACGUUUAAUUGAAUUCCAUGAGAAACGAGUAAACCACAAAAAAAAUGCAAUCAAACAUAAUAAAACAAAAAAUGCAUAAUAAUAAUUGCAGCCGCGUUUAAUUCAAGCAAAAGCAAAGUAAACAAAUGGAAAAAACAUAGAGUGAGCACAAAACACACAUACUAAUUGCAAUUACGAAUUAAAAUAAUUAGCGAAAGGAUGAGGAGAUUGCAGUUCAACGCAAAACAGGCAGAUAAACGUAUAAAUAUAUAUGACAAAAACAAGAUGAACGUAGGAAAUUGAGAAAAUAUGUAUACAAAACACAUAUAUAUAUUUUUCGAACAACUCAAACUCAGGUUGGAUACAUUGAAAAUCAGUCAAGUUCAAUAAGAAUAAUAUAGCGGAGCGCUUCCUUUUAACCCACAGCCAAAAACGAGAACUCAACAAGGAGACCCAAAAUCGAAUCGAAUCGAAUAAGAUCCUAAGUCGCUUUGCAUUGAAUUGAAUUGAAUUGAAUUAAUCGUGAACCCACUGGCCCAGUAACCACCCAAGCAAGCAGCAGCUUCAAAUUUUCGAGAUACUUUACAAUGACACCGACAAACUGUCUUAGCAAUGAAGAAACCUGGCAUUUUUUUUAGUGCAGCUUCAUGAUCAGCAACCAGCGCUCAGUAUUUCCGCUUUUUCCCUCACCGUAGUCCUCACAUGGGAGAGAUUCAGUUCCGAAUGAAUAUUUGUAAUUUUGAAUUAGCUUCCCUAAUAACAUAGAGCUUCUGAGAUGGACGAAACAGAAACAGAAUUUAGACUACGACUACGGAGUGCACAAGCAAUCACAUACUACAUGUAGUUGAUGAGCCCCAAGAACACGUAGUUACUUUGGGUUAGGAUCGAAUCGAAGAUAUGUCACACACACUGGAGAUCGAACUUAGUAGUUAACCAACACACAUUUGUAUACACGUGCCACACAAUUCUCUAGCUGUCCCUCAAAACAAUUUAAGCCUGAGCUUAUAUUCGAGCCCAACCACACGACCCACUUGAAUUUCCCAACCGCACACCACACAAGUUGAAGAACAUACUUAUAUCCAGAACAAUUCUAUGGUUUCAAAAUGGUUGAACAAUUUUGCAUAGAGUAUUAUCGUUAGACGCUGGGCUAUAACUUUUCGGUUCUGAGCGUGGAUGAAGAUGAGAUGAAGAUAGCAGCGAUGAAGUUAAGGAGAGGCAAUGCAAAUCAUAGAAGUAUCCCAAGAAAAGAAGAACAACCGAACCUACCCGAAAAACUGAAGAACUAACUACCUACCCACAACCACAAAUGCAGCCAAGUGGCCAAAUUAACUAAGUAUUAUACCUUAAAGCGAACGAUAGAUUGAACGAACGGACGAGACGAGGUGAGAUGAGAUAGGAGGAGGAACCUUAUAGAAGACACGGCUUGAGAUGGAUGUAUGUACAUUUUGAAGCUCCCCCAACCAGGCUAAGGUGCCAGAAAACACCAAAAUCAAAUCGAUGAAAUGAUUAGGAAAAGAAUGCUCAAAUCAAAAUCUUAUAGUUUACGGUAUUACAAUGAUUAGGAACGAUUGAAAUGAAUUGGAAAUGGGGGGUAAAAAAAAAACGAUACCGACAGAGUGUAUCCCGAGAUUGAGCUAGGAUUUCGAAGGAUUCGUUUCGUACUUUUACUUGAUCCUUUUUUCUUAGCCGAUGCGAGCAGAUUGUAGCUGUACUCUAAGAAUAAUUUCACACUAAGAUUAAGUAAAAAUUUAUUGUUGAUAUUACAUAAAAAAAAGGAAAAGGAAGACGCAGAAGUGAGAUGAACACGGUCGCGUAAACCACGUGAAUUAGAAUUUUUCUCUAAUUUCAUAAGUCAAUGAUCAUUAUGAUGAUGAUAUGAUACCGAGGGUAACGAUGGUGAAGAUGAGUUGAAAAUGCUUAUGAUCUCCAAUGUCAAUAUGUGUAGAUUGACGCGAUUUGAGCUAAUUGAGUGAAUUGUUAUUAUAAUAAUAAAUGAAGUGAAAUGAAUGGAUCGGCAGAUCGAUCGAUCGUUUGGGGCGCAGAAGGACGCGGUGUUAGUAAAUAUCAUUUAAAAUAAAUGAUAAAAAUGUCAUUAUAUAUACAUAGUUUAAACAUGGGAUUAAUAAUAAUAAAUUAAAAUGAGAAAGAACCGACGAAACUGGAAUGAGAAUUAAAUAAAAACGAGUAAACACUGAAAUGCCGAAUUUUAAAUACAUAAGUUUUGAAUCAUGCAUGCUGCAAAGACAAAGCAAAACCCACACAGAAACCGAAACAAAAGUAAUAAAAUGAACUUCUAUAUAUGAAAAGAGAAAAAUAUACGAGAGAUACAAUUUCAA